CCGGCCGGUUCGACCGGGUUGGGUCGGAACCGGGCACAAAAGGGGCCAGCACCAGCCAUAUUUUGAGCUAGCCAGCAAUCGGUCAAAGCCGGUCAAAAUCGGUCAAACCCUGGGUCUGACCGGACUUAUCCGGCUACCGGCUAGUGAUGAAACGACGGCAUUUUGGAGAGUUUUGGAACAGCCUCCCAAAUCGGCUCCUCCAUCCGCCAGCUCGAUCCACACCUCUGCCGACCACCGAGAACCCGCCGUUCGCUCCCAGCUCCGACGACGGCUCCUUCUAUUUUGCAGGUGUUGGGUCGCUCUCUCUCUCCCUCCCUCCCUCCCUCCCUCCCUCUCUCUGUCACACACUGGAUCCUUCUCGGCAAUUUGAGAUUGAAUUAGAGGAAGAAGGAAGAGAACACAGAGGAUUGAGGAAGAAGAAGUACAGAGCAGUAGGAAAAGGGAAGAAUAGGGAAGGAGAAUCAGAUUCUUAUUUUGUGGGUGUGUAUAGGCGGUUGCUGCUUAUGAUAUUUAGGGAGAUGGAUGUUUGUUGGGUAGUUGGGCUUAGGGUUUGUUUGGGCAAAAAAGUAAUUAGGGGUUUUGUUGGGCUGAUGUAAUGGGUUUGUUUGGGCCAAAAAGUCCAAAAUUUGUGACAAAAAUGGCUUCCUAUAUCCAUUAUUCACCUAUUCUAUUAAAACCGGCUUAAUCCGGUUGAACCCCGAUCCGACCAUUAAACCUCAAACCCCUUGUCGAACCGGCUGGACGACUUAACCCGGUUUGACAACCUUGAUAAAUAGUGGACAAAAUUUAUUAUUUUUUACUAAUUUGAUUUGCCAUUAAAAAUCUCGUCCAUUUUAACUUGAUUUAAAAGAAAUUCAUAAAAAUUGUAUUACCUCGGUUGUAUAAGAUGACAUUUACACUGUGUUGCCAUUUUUGAAUAUAACACACUUUUACAUCUCACCUAACAGUUUUAUAUAUUGCGUACGUUAUACAUGACAUAACUCACUCAUUUGGUCCGUUCCAAAUAUCAAACUGAUCCAUUUUUCUUUAACAAUUAUAAAAUUCACGAUCGAAUCGCAAUAUACUCGCUUUGGUGUCAUAUGGUCCAAAACAAUAUUUUUUUGGUAAUAUUUACUAUUCCCAUUAAUAAUUCGUGAAUAAUUAACAAGGCAAGAUAAAUAAUGAUUUUAUGGUAAUAUCACUUUGCUAAUUCCAUUUUUUUUUCGUGACUAAUUUAUGCAAACACUAUCAAGAAAGGAAACAAAAUUAAUUAAGGGGAAAAAUAGGAUUAAAAAGUGGACACCAACGCCAGAGAAGGAAAGGAAACCAAAUUGAAAAGAAAAAGAAUAAAAAGAGGAAAGGAAAGUCGGAUUUUCCGCCCAAAUCGGAGGGACUGGUGGAACAGUUCCAUUUUCGUCGCUUUUCCCUCCCCUCUGUUAUGUUGAAACGUUCGGAAACGGCGGAAACCUUCUCGGGAAUGUAAUUUUCCGCUCAGUUUUUCCCUCUCCUUCCUUUUCUCUCCUAAAUGAACAUAGUGUUAAGGUCAAAUCGACAUAUCACUUGGAUGUUACUCUAGCUCAGCAUAAUGGAAAGUCGAAAGCUAUGGCUAGUUGGAUGGAUAGACCCAGUUGGAUCCGUCUGUGGGAUUCAGACAUUCCCCCAAAGCUGAAGGUAUUUGCUUGGCAAGUCUUUAAUCAGAUUCUCCCUACUACAAGGGCUCUCAUUGAGAAAAAGUUACAGGUGCUCCUGCUGUGUCCGGUUUGUUGGGCCGCGUCUGAAACAAUGGAGAAAUUGUUUCUGGAUUGCCCUGUGGCGAGGGCGUUAUGGGAUCAUUCGGGGUUGGACCAAUUGGGUCAGGCUUUGCCGCGUCACAUGUUUCCCUUAUUUCUGAAGAAGUUAAUGCUUCGGCUUAGGCAGCCAGACCUUUUUCUCGCUGUUAUAGCACUCCUAUGGUGUAUCUCGAGAUCCCAGAACUGAGUAGUUUUUGAAGGUAAACAAUUUGGUAUCUCGGCUUUAAUGCGCCAAUUUAUCCAACAAUAUAACGAAUGGAUUGCCUUGCCAAGGGAUCGGGAUGGUCGAUCUCCUAUUUCGGUUCCCUGGGCCAUGGCCUUGGUUAACCCUUCUGAGGUGGUUUUCCAAUGGGAUGGGGCGACAAAAGCCGGCUCCCAUUCGGCUGGUGUGAUGGUUAUCCGUCUGCGGUCAGGGGGUCUUAUCCGGGUUAUGGGGAUUCAGCUUCUUGAUGUGGAUGAUCGUACGACGGUGGAGCUGCUUGUACUCAGGGAGGCUGUCCUUUGGUGUCUAAACCUGGGGUUCCAUACAAUAUGCUUUGAAGGUGAUGUUAAGGUUGUGAUUGAUAAGAUCAACCAAUCUGAUACAAGGGACAGUAGGGUGGGGGGCUUUGCUGCAGGAGGUGGUGUCUUAUUUUAGUAUCCAUGAUGGACUUAGUGUGCGAUUUGUUGGCCGUAGUAACAAUAGGGUAUCCCAUGUGGUGGCUAGAAAGGCCCAGUCAUUGUACCCGGCUUCAUGUCGAUCUUUUGAUUUUAUGGUCUGGCUAAAUUCCAGGAUGUAACUCUCUUUUUUUAUUAAUAUAUGAUUAUCUUUUGU
Molecule: messenger RNA, 2583 nt
Organism: Linum trigynum
Lineage: Eukaryota; Viridiplantae; Streptophyta; Magnoliopsida; Malpighiales; Linaceae
Source: the annotation of a GenBank genome assembly